Drosophila innubila is the source of this 5995-nucleotide messenger RNA. RefSeq lists its product as uncharacterized. The coding region runs from base 1046 to 5020 and encodes 1324 amino acids. The transcript is spliced from 6 exons. The record is from RefSeq and is a predicted model, not a curated record. Lineage: Eukaryota; Metazoa; Arthropoda; Insecta; Diptera; Drosophilidae. Gene Ontology annotation, biological process: regulation of transcription by RNA polymerase II. Gene Ontology annotation, cellular component: nucleus.
CAAACUCACAUACACACACACACUCAUACAGACAUACUCAUAACACAGAAGCUGAAGCACACGUAAAUUAGAUUUUGUUUUAAACAAAUAAAAGCUACGAAAGAAAACAAGUGAUUUUUAAAGCGGCAAUUGUAAAUAAGUGACGAAAGAAAAUUAAAGCAGCAUUACAAUGUGCUAGCAACGAAGUGCGUGUGUUUGUGCAGUUUGGCAAGGCUUGGUUUUGGCCUGCCUUUUCGGCCCAAAACAAGAAAUUCGCAAAAACAGUCACAACGAAGCUGCAAUGCGCUGCACUUGAGUGAGAGAGAGAGAAGGAAAGAUUGAGGUAUUUUGCAAAACGGUGCUAAUUAUCAAGCAAAAACUUCCCUACUAAAACUCACAUUGUUCUAACCGCAUUUAAUCAUCAAACCAAAAUAAAAAUACGACAAAUGGAAAUGCAAAUGCCAUAAGGCAAACAAAAAUUCAUUGAUAUAAAGACCGCGUGCUUGUCGCGUAGCGCCCAGCCGACGAAGGCAGCAGCAUCAAAUACCAGGGACAGGCAUGCAAAACAACGCUGUCGACUGUCGAUAAAUUAUCGACUGUCUGCGUUAUCGCGCAAGGACCGCUCGGUGAAAACUUUUGCAAGUGGGUGGAUGUGGUUGUAUGGAUGGUGUGAAAAAAGUGCGUGCGAAAUUUGUUUAUACUCGAAAUUAAAUGUCAGCAGUUGUAAUUAGAUAACUUUUCGUGAAGUGUGAUAAUCGCACACUUUCGCUGUUAGCGCUGUAAACAAAUGGGCGACAGGACAUAACAGUCGAUGCCGUAUGGCCCAACUAUAUAGACAGUGCUGGUUAAUUCCCCCUCUGAUUGCGAUAUCAAGUGUUGAAGUCUGAUCCUUGUUGACACAAUUGUUCUGCCGGUAAACACGCCUUAUUCUCCUUUUAAAUUCUACUCCUGCUCCUGCUCCGGCGUCUUUGACUUCGACUUGGUCGUCUGUGUGUCACAUUUUCUGGUUACUAGAUGAUUCAUAUGUAGCCGCAGCUCAGUUAGUUCAACUCUAGCCUAGUAAAUCAUGUCCAACAACAAUCAUCCGCACGGACAUUUAAGUCAGGCGGCACAGAAUCCCUCAUGGAAUCCCCUGCAAAUACCAUCGUAUAUACCGCGACAGCCGCAAUUGGCGCACAUGUCCAAUGAACGGCCCAUGGUCCGAUCCCCGUUGGCCUGGCAUGCAUCCGCCCAGCCGCCGCCGCAUCCGCCUCCAGAUGCCAUUUACAAUUUUAUGUCGGCCAAUCAUAAAAACCUGGAUCAUCAUCAUCAAAUGAAUCCUUUGCUGGCGCCGCCAUAUACGGGAACAUUGCCUUUUGACUCCAUGGACUUGUCGCUGCAGUCGAGUCGCAGCGCUGCGCCGACGCUUAAAUCUGGCCAACAACAACAGCAACAACAGCAGCAACAACAACAACAACAAUCUCAUCUGCUUGCACCUCCCAACUACCCAACGAUUCACAAUCUGACAACAAGUUCGCCCGCAGGAUCGCAGCACAGUGCACAGCAAGGACAUCUGGGCGUAGGACAUUCCUCGUCGCCUUCGGCAGUAAGUGUGGCAAGCAAAUAUUUGAAUGCCAAUGGCGCUGUUGCAGCGGAUUGCGAGUCGUUGUUGCCACCGCCACCAAGUACCCCGCCCAACAAUAACAACAACAGUAGUCACAACAACAACAGUAACAGUAGCAGCAGCGGUGGCAACAGCAACAACAACAGCAGCAGCAGUGGCAACAACAGCAACAACAAUGUGCCACCGCCACAUUAUAUGCAGAAUCGGGAUGAGAACUUUAAGCUGACGCAGCUGAAGAGCAUGCAGAAGAGCUCAGAGCUGAGUGGCAAGGAUUGCAGCUAUGGGAGUGGCGCCACAGGCAAACUGGCAACGCACAACAUGCAACAGCAACAACAUGCGGCAAAAAAGCCCUCGCCACUGCGCAACUAUCAGCAACAUCAGCAUCAGCAAGCUUACAACAUGACGCCGCCGCCUGCGAGCAUGAAAUACAAUGGGCCACAGACGCCGCCAACGCCGCAGUCGCCGUUGGAUUACAAUCAGUUGCAUCUGCAUCAUCAGUUGCAUGCGAGUGUUGCUGGCUAUGCACCACAGCAAUCACAACAACAGCAGCAGCAGCAACAACAACACAUGCAAUCGGAGCAACAACAUUUACACUAUCAUAAUCAGCAUUUAGCACCACCAGCAGCACCACCACCACCACCACAGUUUCAACAGCAGCAACAACAACAGCAGCCGCUGCAACCGUUGACUUCACCACAACUGCAUUCCCGCAACACGCAACUGACGAAUCUCGACAUGUCCAAGCACAAGCAAGCAGAGGAUGAUUCGCAGGAUGAAGCACAAACCAUCAUUACAGAUCUAUCCACAACGGCAACAUAUCGUAGCAACAAUGCGGAUGAUAAGCAGCAAAUGGUUGAGGCACCUGAGUCCCCGUACAUGACCACAUCCAACGAGGAGUCACUGGAGUCCAAUAGCAACAGCAGCAAUAGUCGCAAGCGACGUAAACGCAAAUCCAGUCAAGUGAUGCGUCUAACGCCCAGUGAGAAUUUGAAUUCCAAUUUGAAGAGGCAACGCACGCCAAGUCCGCACAGCAACAGCAAUCACAACAGUUGCAGUCCCAAGCAAUCUCCCAAGAACGGAGUUGAGUUCCAGCCAUUUGGUCUAAAGGAACAGAAGCCACAUGAACUGCCGCUCGAGAAUGGACGUGCUGCAACGCCUCCAGUCGCUGCUGCAACUGAGAAUAGCAAUAGCUCCUCGCUGUACAACGAUACGGACAAUCCCAAGACGAAGAAGCAGCGACAGGCGUUGCUGCAACGCAACCUCACAGAGCAACAGCAGCUGCAACGACGCCAGCAGGAUGAGGAGCCCUCUCAAGAGACUCCGCUUGUUGCUGUUCCCACAAAGGAGACAACCAUUGAGAGCAAAUUGCCACCGCCAAGUCCGCAGAGCAAUAGCAGCAGCAGCAGCUCGAGCAGUUCCAGCGCCGGCACACACAGCAGCCACAGCAGUCAGGCGAGUCGGGAGGCGACACAGCGUAAGGAGCAGGAGCGGCUGCAAGAUCAGGAACCGCAGCUGGACAAUAAUAACAAGGCCAUUACAGAUACGCCCGCCUCACCAGCGCUUGUGGAGCAGGGCGACAUCGAUGCACGGCCAGCGGUGAGUGUGCACGAUGAUGAGGAUGAAGUGCAAUCGCCAGCUGAGAAGCAGUCGCCACCACAAGCAGGAGCAACUGCAAUUGCCACUGCAACGGCAACCACUGAACCCUGCCACUUCAACGAGGUGGAGCACAAGCUGGAGCAAAUGUUUGCUGGAAUUGAGGAUGAACCACAAAGCAGAGCAACUGCAACUGCAACUGCAGCGGAGCAUGACUUAAGCGCGCAAUUAGCACAGACCAAAGCGGCAGUGGAGGAGAAGCCUGCUCUAGCCACGCCCACACCGACGCCCACGCCCGAGCUGCGACCCAUGGCCACCAAGGCGGCCAUGAAGUCAACGCUGCCCAGUCCUAUACACAGUCCAGCGGCAAUAGCGGAAAUCAAGGAGAUCAAAGAAGACACGCCGUCAUCAUCACCUGCCAAAGUGUUGCCACGUCCGACGCCCACGCGUUGCAUGCCACAGCGCCGACUGUCCAUGGGCAUGGAUCCCUCCUUGCUGCGUUUUACCAUCGAGGAGCAAGUGAAGCCCAAAAAAACGGCGGCAAAAAAGAAGCAACUGCCACAAGUCGAAGCUGAAAUCGAGACCGUGCAACUGGACAGCGAUGAUGAGAAGCCGAGCACAUCGGCAGCAGCUGCAGCGGCACUUGCAGCACGCCAGCUGAGUGAGGCAGCUGCCGCCAAGACGACCACGCCCAAAGCCAACAACAACAACAGCAAGAAAAAGAAGAAGACAACGGCAGCCAAGGGCAAAAAGGCGACGGGGAAGAAUGCAACUAAACAGAAUGGCAAGAAGGGAGCAACUGCUCGGAAACCCUUCAGCACGGAUGAGGAUAGCACGCCGGCGCCGAAUCGGGAGAGCAGCAAUGGUGGUGGCUCCACAGCAACAGAUCUCAGGUUCAAGUCACCCUUUAUACUGAUCAAACCCGAUGGAAGUAUCAGCAUUAAGAACACCCACAAUGCGGAGGAUGUCAAUGAGAAGCAGACGAAGAAGAAGCAAACGAAAGCGCCGCACGAGCGCAAGAAUUUGCGAGGGAUGCACAGUUCCACGUUGAGCAAUCGCUAUGAUGCGGAUACCACAGAUUCCAGCUGGAUUUGUGUGUUUUGUAAGCGUGGUCCGCACAAGCUUGGACUGGGUGAUCUCUUUGGUCCCUACCUCGUCUCCAUUGACUGUGAAGAGUAUCGAGCUGCAUUGCAGGUGCCAGCUGCUCAGGAUAUCGAUGGACUAUUUGUAAGCAAGCGAAAGCGCUGCGACAUGGUCAAGAUGCAGGAUCGAAAUCUGCCCGUGAUUCCCGCCACGCUGGCCAACAUUAUGCAGGCGCCCAAGAUCACCAUGCACAAGCGUAAACGCAAGCAAACCCACGAGAGCGCCUACUCCUUCAGCGAUGAUCAGAAUGAAUCUCAGUGCUCCUCGCAGGAUCCUCUCGAUUGCAGCCACGAGUCGAAAUUCAUUGAGACGUUUCGCGGCAUGUCAAAGACCUCCGAGCAUGGCUAUGAGAUUUGGCUGCACGAGGAUUGCGCUGUGUGGGCCAAUGACAUCCAAUUGAUUGGCGCCCAUGUCAAUGGUUUGGAUGCCGCAGUCUGGGACAGCACACGCUAUCAAUGUGUGCAUUGUGCUCAACCCGGAGCGAAUAUCUGUUGCUUUCACCGUGCCUGCAAAGCAGCUGCUCAUGUUCCCUGUGCCCGUGCCACCAGCUGGAGUCUCUGCGAGGAGGAUCGCAAGGUGUAUUGUGAGCUGCACACGCCGGAAAGGGAGGCAACGGAAGCGGAAGAGUUGCCAGUGUUGUCACAGAUGGAACCAGUUGUGGUUGUGCCACCGCCAACAUUUAAUGUCAAUUCGCUUCCCUGAGUACGCGUGCGCGUGCAGAAAUGUCGUCUGGUCGUCAAGCGCUGAGCGCACGUUGAAUCCCAAAGGGGAAUGCGCGAUGAGUCCUCAUCCAGAAUUCCUUUCCAGGUGUUCACAGUUUCUCUGUAAAUAUUUAUGAUAAAUGCAGGUGCACUAAACAAGACUUAUUGCCGACUGCAAAAGAUUAGGUCAUAUCCCAAUCCUGAUCCGGAUCCAGAUCCCUAUUUAAUCUUAUGUAAAAAUUGCUGUACAUUUUGUGUAGGUUGCGAUGCAAGUUGGCGUCAGUUUUACAGUUUAAUUGUUUAUAAAUAAUAUUAUUUAAAUUAUUAUUACAAUUAUAUAUAAAUAUAUAUUUAGAUAUUCAAUAAUUAGUAACUACCUUAAUGUACCUUUUUAGUUGUACUUAUUAUUAAACAUUUGCCUGGUUUACUGUCGCAUCCAAUUGCUGCUUGCAUCACAGAUUUCAUUAUUUAAUGCAUUAAUUAUUAUAUAUUUUGUGUAUUGACUCUUUUCAUGCAUAUGCCAAUUGAUAAUUUAGUUGAAUUUUGUAUGUAUAAACAAAUACUCCAUGCCAUAACGUUUAAUUACAUAAAUAAAAAUAAUGAUAAAGAUCAUGAUAAUGAUAUAUGCAUUGUGCACAGCAUUAAUUAAUUUAAGCAUGUAACCGUAAAUAGAAAAUGUUUGACAGCAAUUAUAAAAAGCAAAACAAAAAAUAAAAUUUGAAAACAAACAUUCGAAAACUAUUCAAAAUGGAUUAUUGUAAAACAAUAUAUAUAUAUAUAUGAUUAUAAAUAAUAUGAAGAAAUAUAUUAAUAUAUUUAUAAUAAAAAUAAUGAUAAUUACGCUAGCUACUUGUAAAAGAUAAAACAUUGUAUUGUAUUUGUAUUCAAUAUCAUUAUAAGGUCAGAUUCGAAACACAUAAACAUUAAAUAAUAAAUCUUAAUCUCACAAUGAAAAACCAAAGAAUCGUUUUCAAAA